Messenger RNA from Lymnaea stagnalis (great pond snail), 3037 nucleotides. Lineage: Eukaryota; Metazoa; Mollusca; Gastropoda; Lymnaeidae. The record is from the annotation of a GenBank genome assembly.
CUCGGGUGUGUGGACGGAAAGUUCAGCCGUGUCGUGUAUUAUGAGGUGUAGGCGGGAAUUCCCGGAUUGUUUUAGUGUCUUGUUUGACAGGUACAACAGACGCUGCACACCUGGUGAGUUGCGUGUAUACGAUGGUAGGGCAGCAUGAGAUAGUUCGUUGUUGGUAGCUUAAGUUAAGACUAACAUUACAUGGGUUCAUACUGUUAGUUUAGGUACAAACUAGCAUUAGCCGGAAUUCUCCCCUACGUGUAGCUUAAGCACUGACAAACAUUACCUUCCCUUAUCAUACUAGCAGCUAAAGUAAAGCUUGACCAAAAAAAAUCAAUUAAAAACUAUUUUUGUUAAAGACUGUCUAUGAAAGACGAGUUAAACGACAAAAAAAUGUAGAAAAUAAUUUACAAUUUUUUAAAAUGCAUUACGCAAAGAAAGACUGUGCACAAGUGCAGCUGUACACUCUAAUUAGCCAAAGGAUUCAAGCUGAAUGGGACGAAACUGAUUUGCUUUUCUUUUGUCUUAAUUGUUGAAAAUAUUUUCGGCAAAGGCUUUCUUUGCUUAUGGCAUUUUAAGAAAUUAUUUAUUGUUUUUAAUUCACCUUUUCGUUAGUUUGUUUUAACUCGACUUUUUUUACGUUGUUUUUAAUGUUUAAUUUAUAGUUUCAUACUUUUUAGUAUUGCUGUAAUCUUUAAAUCAUUGCCAAAAGUAGAAUUAUUCACUUUUUUUUUAAACAUAGUGCGCUUACAAAAUACCGGUUGAAGUGACUUAAAUCCUUAGCUGGGCAGAACACUGGGAAAAAGUAUAUCUGAUCUGUGCCCACCCAAACAAAAGGUCAAUCUCCGCGAAGCAGACGCGGUCAAGAACGAUAAUUCGAGCGACAGUGUCAAACCACCCAAGUGAACUCGGGAUUAUUUUUCAGCCGUUCACCAGGUGGACACUGCACGAGAAAUCUUAAAAAUGUCUCGUGUGUAAUCAAAAUAGCGCUCCUUACACACACAACGUGGAAAUUUGGAGUUAAAGAGAACGUCUUAUAUAAAGAUAAACCUGUGCUGGUCGCUUCAGUAAAGCCUGGCAUGACAUAGAAGGAAAAAAAAAAAGUUCGAUUUUGCCAGUUUUAGAUGGUCAAAACAAUUUUGGGAAAAAACUAUGCACAAGAAUUUGGGCCGGCAUUGUAUUGUAUUUAUAUUGUGGUUACUUUUUUUAAAAAAAGUGGUGGGUUUAGACACCCGAAAUUUUUAUAUACAGCUUGUAUUUAACAAUUUCUUUGGAUUGUAGAAUACACUUCCUGAAACAUGGAAAUAGCAAUAAUUACUUUCAUAGCUUCAUUACAGUCAAAAAUUAAAUCAAGAAGCACAUGUAGUCACGUUAAUAAGAGUUGAAGUAAAAGUGAUAUUUUCUAUGAGGUUUUUUUUUUCCAACAUGCUUGUUGAACUACACAAGGUUCGUGGAUUGUUCCAACAUCGUCUACCCGAGACUUGAACCAAACUGCGCUGUACCACACAGGGGCUUUCUGUAAUAUCACAUCUAAUUUCACCAUCAAGGCUCAUGGUUCUCUAAUCACGUGUACAUGGGUGUCAACAAUUAAACUAUCCUACCAGGCUGCAAGGAAAGAUUGUGAAGGUGAGCUUAAAAGACACAAAUUAUUUGUGUUUUUAAAAAAAAAACGGGGUUUGUGCUUCGUUAUUUUCAAAUAAAAUACCGAACGUUUCGGUGAAAAGCCUACUUAAACAGACAAAAAUUAAUAAAUAAUAUUUGUACAAUGGCCAUUUAAUGUGUCUAUGUAAUAGAGUUAGGGCCCCUUAUUUCUGUUGUUAUUGCGUCGUUAAGGCCCUUUGGGUGACACUGACAGCCCGUUCCCGGGUCCGGGCGCAGUCUGUCCAUCCUUGUAUCUUCAGGGACCUAGGAAAGCAACAUGAGUUCAAACCCUCCAAACGGGCUACAGACACACGGAAAUUGUGGUGAGUAAGUUGGGUAAACAUGUUAGGAGCAUGGGUUCAGUGAUCAUUAAUACAGCAGCCGUUAAAGGAUAGUAGAUAAUAAAGGUGUUAUCGAUGACGAAAACUUCAAAUCCCCGUUGAUGGUGGGUCUCCUAACAGACAGGCGUUUCGUUCCCCGUCACCACCAUAGUUCUAUUUGUGUGGUGUUUCACUUAGGGGCCAGGCGUGCCCAGUACCACUUUAGAAAUAAACGCUACUAGGAUUUGAGUGCGGUCGACAUCCGUGAGGGAAGCCUUCGCGUGGAGGUGACAGUAAAAAUCCCCCUGUCAGAAUCACGUUUGCGCACCAGGCGUGGCGAAGGAUGUCAUAAUGAUCCGAAGUAGGGAAUCCCCCGCUUACUAUGUAACUAGGAAAAUAUAUAAAAAAUAUAUAAGAUAUAUAAGAGAAAGAUUUAAAAAUUAUCUUGUUCCCCAAUCUGUACGAAUUUACCGGCGUGCUCCCUCUGAAGUCACACAUCUUCAUGAGAACGAGUAAGUCCCCUAUUUGGCUAAAAGAACUCACUGAAUAGCUGUUUGAGAUAAUUUAUUGUCUUGUCUUCAAAUUGAUUUAUUUAAGUGCUGAUAAUGUACAAUGCAAUCAAAAAACAUUGCCAUUUAUUUGGAUCAAUAAAAGAAUCUUAUCUUAUCUUAUCUUAGGUUUAAUUUGAAAGGAAUGUUUCAUUUUGGCGUUCCUGUGGUAACCAGAUAGUUUGCCCAUUGGGCGAAGCAUCUCACGGAUGCCGUUUCGCUGCAACACCCCUCUGGGCGAAGGGAAGGGUUCGUGAAUAGGUAGUCGGGCGGGGGGGGGGCGCAUAAGAUCUUUCCCUCGGUUCACUGAUGUCAUUCCUUACAAACGAUUUUCCGAUUUUGGUUGACACUGAUACAUACACACAACGUUGAAGAUAGUAGGUGCCGUGUUAUGCAUUGCCACAUACAGAUGUUCUAACCAUAAGUCGAAUAUCCUCUUUUCUUUUCCAGAUAGACGAGCUCACCUAUACACAGUCAAAAGAGAAGCAAAACUGCAACUGUUAAAAACUUAUUACAAUAGAGACGAUGAUGAUUUCUGGG